CGCCCCACCAUUUUUAUCUUAAUGUCCUAUAUUUGUAUUUAGUAUAUAAGAUCAUUUUUAUUUGUUAAUAUUGUCAGUUCUUAGUCACUUGAGAGUUAGUUAUAAUCCAAUCGGAAUAUAUAUCCUUAUCAAUGUCGUCGUCUCAUUUCACCUGCGACAAAGACAUAACAGAUUGAAAUAUUCGACCAUAAUAUUUCUUCCUAAUUGUUUAAAAAAAAAUCUCUUAUACCAUCAUUUCCCUACGACAGAUAGGUACAGAAUUAACCAUUAAACACCUACACAUGUAUUAUAUAAAUAAGUCUGUACUUAUAUGAACUUGAUAAGAAUAUUGCAAUGUUAAUAGUAACAGUUAUUUCUGUGUUAAGGACACAGACAACGAUAAUUACGCAACUCAAUUGACAUUUCAUUCAUUCGUCGCUUGUCGUGCAAAGAAACAAAUGAGUGAACCAUUGCGAUACUGGCCUGUUAAAAGAUGGGAAGAACUGCAAGAUACUUUGAAAAAUGAUUUACCACGAAGUUUCCCUGGAUAUAUUUCACUGGAGCACCAAAAAGAGUGGUUGAAUCUCGGUAUAAACCAUGGCUUUAACGUGUAUUGUCCAUACGCGGAUGUUUCUAACGGAAUGGUGGCUAUUAACGAAAAGAAUACGGCAUACGAGGUCAUAAUUCAGUGUCCCAAAAACGAAACCGAUGAACUAGCAAAGGCAUUAAAAGAUACAAAAAUCAUAAACUGGGACCGACAUGUGACUAUACCAUUUGCCCCACGUCAUAUAUUUGAAUGUGUUAAAGAGGUCGUAAAAUUUAUUGAAGCAGAGAUAUACCACACUAUUCCAUCAGUACUUUUCUUUUUAGAUAAAGAUACAUUACCCUAUCAAGAUGUUAACUUACCACCAGGCAUUUCAUUUAAUCUUCUAAAUAAACAAUAUAUAGACCUUAUCGACUCAUGCUGGCCUCAUCGUUACCCAGGUUCCAGUUGGUAUUUUGAAUUAUUAAUCAAAGCUAAAUCUGGGUUUGGCCUUUUUCAAAAUGGACACUUAAUCUCGUGGAUGCUUAUUAAUGAGACAGGGGCUAUAACCCACGUAUAUACUAUAGAACAAUAUAGGAAAAAAGGAUUGGCAGGAACAUUGUUAAAAUUGGUUUGUAACAUGCGAUUACAGGAAAAUAAACAUGUGCUGAUAUUUAGUGUUGCUACUAACACUAUUGCACGUAAUUUAUACACCAAAAUGGGGUUUCAACUGUAUGACGAGUUAGGUUGGAUUUUUUUGAAAAAAAAAUGUUUACUUAAUGCUACGAGUAGUAACUUUAAUAGUACUUAAUAAUUACUAUUAUUAUUUAUUUAUUUUAUUUUAAUUAUUUUUAACCCCUCUUUGGGUUCCGUUGCAAGUUUGUGCAAAAUAAAGUUUCUUUCUUGUUUUUUAUUU
Galleria mellonella (greater wax moth) is the source of this 1418-nucleotide messenger RNA. RefSeq lists its product as uncharacterized. Gene Ontology annotation, cellular component: mitochondrion. Lineage: Eukaryota; Metazoa; Arthropoda; Insecta; Lepidoptera; Pyralidae. Bases 438 to 1313 code for a protein of 291 amino acids. The record is from RefSeq and is a predicted model, not a curated record. The transcript is spliced from 3 exons. Gene Ontology annotation, molecular function: glycine N-acyltransferase activity.